GAGAGACCGAGCUGUCAAACCAGCAACAAACGCUUGAAAUAUUAUUCCGAGCGGACAAAAAAGUUAUACUUUGCUUCACGGGAUUUUCCAACAACAGAAAAAGAAAGGUGGAGUUCGCCUCCUAAAUUUAUCGUUGGCUUGUGAGGACAUACUUCACCGUCGCGAGCGAAAAACUUAAUGUUUUGUUUGUUGGGAAAUCUUUGGCUAAUGACUGCUCGCUAGCUUUCUGGUUAGCCUCAGUUUUGUUGACAAACUAACGUUAGCCAGCCCGUCUGUGUACGCUAGCUAGGUUAUCAACGUAGCUGGUUCAGGUUUAGCUCUCAGUUGGUGAUAGAUGCUUCCACGGGAUGGCAUGAAACUAAGUGUGAACAGCAAAAUUAUCAGCUGCCCCUUGUUGGAAAAUCGCCUUUAUGAAAAUAAAAGCAGGUCUCCAAGGGCUUGCUAGAGAUCUGUUGAAGAUGUGAAAGGCUUCUGAUCCUGGUGGACCUCACAACUGCGGGGAGACAUCUUGUAUUCAAAAAGGGUUUUGUCACUGGAGGCGCCCUCACUUUAAUUUGAAAUUAAAGUCUAUGUUUGUGACAUAUUUUCACCAAGAUCACAAACUCACUUCUGUGCUGCCCCGGGACCCUAGAUAUCAUUAUCUCGAUCUAUUAUUUUUGUCAUGAGGGGACCUACCGGAAAAGGGCCCAUGUUACCUCUCGGGUCCUGACUCAUAGUUUUAUAGACGCUGGUCUAUGGGAUUGAUUGGAUCUGCUUUGCUUGGGUGUAAGAACCCAAACCUGAGGUGCCAGAGCUCAGCUGCCCUCCCGAGUUUAGGAGCACAGGCAGAAGUCACCUCUACCCGUGGUGGUAACUAAUGGGGAUGAACCAGUGAAAGAAUACACCACCAUCAUUGGUACCACCCAUCCAAAAUCACCAUGGACCGGAAUAAACGCAACUCCAUCGCCGGGUUCCCUAUGAGACCAGACCGUCUCCAUGAUGAGAGAGAUGGCGUCGGCGGUGGAGGGGCUGCAGAAAUGGGCAUGAACCCACCCUCACAGGUGGGCAGGGUGUGGCCGUCCUCCUACAGAGCCCUCAUCAAUGCUUUCUCCUGUCUGACAAGGCUUGAUGAUUUCAACUGUGAGUGGAUUGGCUCUGGAUUCUUCUCUGAGGUCUACAAGGUGCGUCACCGGGCGUCAGACCAAGUGAUGGCUCUGAAGAUGAACAAGCUCAGCAGCAACAGAGCUAACAUGUUGAGAGAGGUCCAACUGAUGAACCGACUCUCACAUCCCAACAUACUCAGGUCAGUUCAUGGAGUGUGUGUUCAAGAGGGCCAGCUUCAUGCUCUGACAGAAUACAUCAAUGGUGGUAACCUGGAGCAGCUCCUGGACAGCAACAAACACCUUAGCUGGCCGACCAGGGUGAAACUGGCCUGUGAAAUCGCCAGCGGCCUGGCCUACUUGCACUCUAAAGGCAUCUUCCACCGUGACCUCACCUCCAAGAACUGCCUGAUCAAAUGUGAUGACAACAGCUAUACAGCGGUGGUGGGCGACUUCGGCUUGGCAGAGAAGAUCCCCACUCAUGACGCUGAAGGAGAGAAGCUGUCAGUAGUGGGCUCUCCUUUCUGGAUGGCUCCCGAGGUGCUCAGAGAUGAACCCUACAAUGAGAAGGCUGAUGUGUUCUCCUAUGGUAUAAUCCUGUGUGAGAUCAUCGCCAGGAUCCAGGCUGACCCUGACUUCCUUCCCCGCACAGAGAACUUCGGUCUGGACUACCAUGCCUUCCAGCACAUGGUCGGAGACUGUCCGCCUGACUUCCUCCAGCUGGCCUUCAACUGCUGCAAUAUGGACCCCAAACUCCGUCCCUCCUUCCCAGACAUUGUCAGGCGCCUGGAGGAGAUCCUUGCACGUCUCAAAGCUGAAGAGAUGGAGCGUGACCGCAUUGCCCUCAGUGGCGACAAUGACAAAAAAACAAUACCGAAAGGUGAGAAGAUUCAGGGCAUCAAGAGACUGAAUCCUCUCGGUCUCCAGGAUGACAAAAUCCCACCCAAGUCGCCCCGCCCUCGCCGAAACAUCUGGCUCAGCCGCAGCCAAUCGGACAUCUUCUCCCGCAAGCCAGGAAGAAAGGUCAACGUCCAGGACCCUUACUACAACCCCCUCACAUCGCAGCGAAUCGCCAACGCCCGCAAGAUCAACCCAUUCACUGCCCGCGAGGACCUCUGCGGGGGCAAGAUCAAGUUCUACGAUGUGCCCAGCAAGUCCGUCUUCUCACUCAUGUUUGACCUCCACUCUCCACCGGGCAGCGUGUUCAGCAGCCAGCCCUACUCCGAAGGCACCGGGGGGCUCCAGAGCCAACAGGAGGCGUCCUAUUACUGGCAGCAGCUGCCAGGCAGACAGUGUCACUCCUUACCAGUGUCCCCCCAACUCCCCCUCGCGGAGGCCUUCCACCCUGCUGCUCCUAGCUCUAAUAACAGCAGCUCUGCCACCUGUAACUCCACCCAGCUCUCCACCACUGUGCCAGCAGCAAAUUCCUCCCGUGAGGCAGGGUUGCUUGGAAACGAAGUCCGUCAGAGGGCAGCACUGAGCGGCUGGGCAAAGAAAUAUGCUGUGAUUGAAAUCCCGCCUUUCCAACCCCGCAAGGAGAGAGGAGAGAAACUUGAGGGCGAGGUAGACGGGAGGACGAACGGAGAUCAAGAGGAGCGGGAAGACGAGGACGUGUUCGGGGACAGCUGGUCUCCCAUGGUCGCCUGCAGUGAGAGAGACAUCGGAGAGGCGAUGGACUGCUCUAGCAGCCAAGAGGAAGAAAAGGACAGAGACAGAGGGGAGGACGCUUGCCCCAUGAAUGACCUAACAUGCUGCUGCCCCAUGCAAACCCACAUACACACACACAUGGAGGGGGGCGUGGACAAACUCCUCUGUCCUGUCCAGUGCAAGGGGGACCAGGGCCACCUCUACCCCCAAGGCAUGAACGGCAGUGUGGGACAGGAGCAAGAGACAUCAGCCCCCGGGUGUGAGGACAUGGAGGCCCUGACAACUGGCAUUUAAAACUAGGGCAUCAGACUGAGCACAUUUCAGGCAUUCUGGGAAAAAUGAACAGGAGGAGCGCUUGAUUUACCUGAUCUUGCUAAGUGAAUGUACCGCAUUUUGAUUUUGUGUAAAUCAAGCGUGCCUGAUGUAGAUCAAGCAUUUGAAAUCGAAUCUAUUUUCAAAGAUGGUCAUCUAGUUCUGCGAGAGAAGAGUCUCCCUUUACCACAGAAGAACAGUGAUCAGCACAACAGGUGCUCCGCAUAGAGAGAUUAUUUUUUUGAAAAGCUUGUUUAUAUUUAAUAAUCUGAGAUGGUGUAGAUUUUCUUCCUAAGGUCUCUAUAUAAGUCUUGUCCAUAGUGAGGGGUGUGGAAACUCCCGUUCGUCUGUGAGUGUGUAUGUUCGUGAGUGUGCUCAACAGUGUGUUUAGGAAAGUCCAAACUGUUUCCUGAUACUUGCCUCCUUGAUGCCUCCCUGUGUUCUUUUUGUCUAUUUGAGAUGUGUUCAUACUGGAUUAAAAACAAAUAUAUAUGUAUAUUUUGAUUCACCAGACAUUUCGUUGGCAUUGAUUAGGGGAAAACUGCAGAAUCUUAAAAUAAAUGUGUUCGAAACACAAACUGAGCUCUAUUCCCAAGCCAAGCUGUAGCACCACAGAACCAGACUGAAAUAUUUUCCACAAACACAUCUCCUCCAACAAAAGUUUUGUUUUGUCUCUGUUGAGGCAUAUGAACUCUGUCACAGGUGAUGGCUCUGUGCACAGAGACUUAAGAAUUUACAGAAAAGGUGGGUUAGGUUUGUCGAGGAUGAAAUAUAUCAGGUAUUGCAAAAAGUAUCUUUGCAUGUCAGAUUAAGCACAGCCAAACAUCCCCGUUGCCACAUUGUCUGCCCCAGUUCUUAGGCAACAUUUUCAAAGGAUGUACAGGGACAUUUUGUUUGUUGAGCUCUCUGAAACAAACAACAAAGUGAACUGCAAUGUCUAAAAGUUAUUUAAAUGUAUCCUGGUAACAUGAUGGUCCAGUGCGAUGAGAGCAACAACUCUGAACGCCUGUAAGGUUCCUAAAACGUCGCUCUAGGUGUCGGUGAUGUUUAGAUGAUGGCAAACCUGGUCUUUUCUGGUCCUUCAGUGUAACACACACUACUUCCCACAAUGUACACACACCUCAGUGCCAAACGCACAUGAGGAUGUCCCCAUUUAAUGCGGCUCACUUUGUAAAUUGAGACCAGAAAUAACCAUGAAAACCCAAACUCUCAACUCAGUUCUAAUUUUGUGAAAUAGGUCCCAAAGGUAAACGAGCCACAGCUAACUUCAACUUGGUGUCUUUGGAUACCAAAAUUCCUCAAAUUCACUCACCUGAAAACUGAAAAUGGACCUCAGGUCACAGGAUCUUUGUCAGGUUUCGUCUCAUAUUGCACAAUAUGAGCAGGCUUUGCUACGUGGUAGCAAGCAAACAGGAUUUCAAUCAGCCAUAAUGAUCAUUCAAGCAGUCAGAGCCAUUUCAGAUGUUCUUUUGAACUGAGUGCUAUAACACAGCCUGAUGUUCCGGUACUUUCCAUGCAAAUGUGCCUGUCUGUGUAGGGAGUCUCCCAGGCCCAAGCCAUACUGAGAGCUGCCCUGAAUAGUUUUGGGAAGAAAUUCUGUUUUUUUUUUUUUUUUUUAAUCCCAAGUACUCUAUAAAUCCAGUUGUUCUUUUGGAGGAGAGGCAAAAUUUCAUGAGUAAUGAUUUGGCCUUUUUUUUCCUCCCCCAAACUACACAGCACAGCUUACAAGUAUUUUUAGCCUGAUACUUUGAGAUUUCCAUCUCAUCUGAAGCACUUCAGCUCACAGUAAGCUGCCUUGACUCUUUGUACAGAUCAUUUUCUGCAGAAGCACUCCCACACGCAGUUGAUGUUCAGCUUGUUUUGUUUCACUAACCUGAGAAGCACUCUGUCCUAACUUAAGAAACAAUGUUGGCCCCACAUGAUAGUCAAACAUAUGUUGGUACAUUCAUUUCUGCACUCUAGUGAACACCUUAAAAUAGAUUUUGUGUAAGUUUUUUUUUUUUUUUAAUCUCCAUUGUGAUUUUUUGUUGUCUACAUAAUUUGCAAUAGAGAUCUACAGCUUCUUAAAUGGCGAUGAAAAUCCAUUACUGGUAGUUGGUUUUUCACAUCAAAACCAUUUUCAGUGCUCACUUGAAUGUUUUGCGCAUACAAAUUUAAGGUCUAUUUAUGAAAUUGAGGGUGUAUUCUUUUGAUUUUUGGUCGUUUUUUUUUUUUU
Myripristis murdjan (pinecone soldierfish) is the source of this 5253-nucleotide messenger RNA. It is a transcript of the gene tesk2, whose product is annotated as testis associated actin remodelling kinase 2. The coding region runs from base 918 to 3020 and encodes 700 amino acids. The transcript has 14 exons. The record is from RefSeq and is a predicted model, not a curated record. Lineage: Eukaryota; Metazoa; Chordata; Actinopteri; Holocentriformes; Holocentridae. Gene Ontology annotation, biological process: protein phosphorylation; actin cytoskeleton organization. Gene Ontology annotation, cellular component: nucleus; cytoplasm. Gene Ontology annotation, molecular function: protein serine/threonine kinase activity; ATP binding.